CAUGACGGUUGGGUUGGUGUCCGCCCACCGCGAUGCUGGUGUGGGUCGACCGUUCUAUACAUCUCGCCGUCGGUUCGUAUAUGGUCACCCGCACCGUGAAUCGGCGCGCAAUCACGCGACUUUCGAGGGCUGCGUCGAAUCCGCGAGAUGCGCGAUUCCAACUGAUACGGGGGUGUUUCUUUUCCUCACUUCUGCAAGAGAAACGCCACAGUUAUAUACGCACGCGGCGAGUAAUGAGGUUGCCGCGCUGGUGUUAGUGUCAGGAACAUGGCUAUAUUUAGCGUAUGACGGCUGGCAGUUUCGGAGCACUUCAGACCGACUUGAUAUAGCUCGUUCACGGCGUCGCCUGUUGUGUGUUUACUGCCUCUGUACAUGAUAACAGCGCGAAAAUGGAGGAUAUAUUUCAGUGGUGUCGCGAGGGCAACGCUAUGCAGGUUCGCGUCUGGCUGGACGACACCGAGCAUGACAUGAACCAGGGAGAUGAUCAUGGAUUCAGUCCACUUCAUUGGUGCUGUAAAGAAGGCCACUUAAAAUUGGCAGAGUUAUUGGUCAGCAGAGGAGCACGUAUUAAUGCCACCAACAGAGGAGAUGACACACCAUUGCACCUAGCCUCAGCGCAUGGACACAAAGACAUAGUGCAAUUGUUGCUUAGAAACCGUGCCGACGUGAACGUCACAAACGAACAUGGAAAUACUGCCUUACAUUAUGCUUGUUUCUGGGGGGACCAAGCGGUUGCGGAGGAAUUGGUUGCGGCUGGUGCUCUCGUGUCCAUUGCCAACAAGGACGGCGACACUCCUCUCGAUAAAGCCAGAGGUGUUGUGGCCAAGAGAUUGCACGAUUUAGCAGUGGAAUAUGGACAGGAUUUGAAGAAGAUACAAUUCAAAGAUCAAAGCUGGUUAGGAUUGAAGACCAGAAGCCGAGAUGCGACUCUUUCGAGGCACAAAGGGAUCAGUAUGGCUGAUCUGGCCCUUCAUAUGCAUCUCGCGAGCACACCGAGUGGGGAAACCUGGAGAGGCCGUUGGCAGAACAAUGAUAUCGUCGCCAAGAUACUGAAUAUCCGCGACUGCACCGCGCGUAUCUCCAGGGACUUCAACGAGGAGUUCCCGAAGCUGAGAAUCUUCUCGCACCCGAAUGUUCUGCCAGUCCUUGGCUGCGUGAAUCAACCCCCGCAGUUGGCAACCGUCUCCCAGUACAUGGCACGAGGUAGCUUGCAUCGACUUCUGCACGGCGGGACAGGUGUUGUUGUGGAUACGGCACGUGCUCUUCGACUAGCUCUUGAUGUCGCCAGAGCUAUGGCAUUCCUUCAUGGUUUAGAUCGACAGAAUAGAUGCAGAUUUCACCUCAACAGUAAGCAUAUAAUGAUCGACGAUGAUCUAACAGCUCGUGUGAAUAUGGCGGAUGCAAAGUUCUCCUUCCAAGAAGUUGGGCGAAUUUAUGAGCCGGCGUGGAUGUCGCCGGAAGCUUUGAGCAAGCGUCCGGCAGACAUCAAUCACGAAGCUAGCGACAUGUGGAGCUUUGCCGUUCUUCUGUGGGAAUUGGCGACCAGAGAAGUGCCAUUCGCGGAUCUGUCACCUAUGGAAUGUGGCAUGAAGAUCGCUCUGGAAGACUUACGUGUGAGCAUCCCACCGGGCAUUUCUCCACAUCUUGCAAAGCUUAUUCGAAUUUGUAUGAACGAAGAUCCGGGCAAGCGACCGUCCUUUGACAUGGUUGUGCCGAUCCUCGAUAAGAUGAAGCGCUGAGAUGCACACGAUGAAAAAGUAACGCAGUCAGAAGAAGCAAUGGAAUACAUCCAGAUUUAAUAGUGCCUAAAGAAUCUCUAUAUUUAUUAAACUGCCUGAAGAAUUGUUAUUAACAACUAUAGAAUAUUUUUGUAUCAUUGUAUGUUCCAGAAGACGAAUACUGCCUAAAUUAAACUUUAAAGGGACUAAUUUUUAACUAUUUAUAUUUAAUAUAAACUCAUAUAGAACGUACUGUAGAAGUGCAUGUUUAUAUUUAUAAUCUCUAAAACAAAUUUUUAAAUAGCAAACGUAGCUUGAAUUUUAUCUAUUUGGACGUGUCUGACGAAAUCGUUGGCACUUUUUAAAAUAGAAUAGUGUUAUUUACAUACAUUAGACAGCAUAUUUUUUUAUAAAAUGUUUGGUGACACAUUUACUGCUUGUAUAUCGCCAAAUAUGUAUAUUGUGAAUAUUAUAUAUAAAUUAAAAAAUCAAGAUAAUGAAACUAAAUAUAUAGAAUAUAAUAUCGAAUUCAUGUAGAUUUUGAAACGAAUAUAUAUCUUUAAUAAAUAUAUUUAAAUAAUAA
Messenger RNA from Solenopsis invicta (red fire ant), 2301 nucleotides. It is a transcript of the gene Ilk, whose product is annotated as integrin-linked protein kinase homolog pat-4. The transcript is spliced from 7 exons. Gene Ontology annotation, biological process: substrate adhesion-dependent cell spreading; integrin-mediated signaling pathway; cell-matrix adhesion. Gene Ontology annotation, molecular function: ATP binding; protein kinase activity; protein binding. The record is from RefSeq and is a predicted model, not a curated record. Gene Ontology annotation, cellular component: stress fiber; focal adhesion. The coding region runs from base 390 to 1739 and encodes 449 amino acids. NCBI's taxonomy places the organism in Eukaryota, Metazoa, Arthropoda, Insecta, Hymenoptera, Formicidae.